UUAACUCGCCAACACAACUCAGCUCAACUCAACUCAAAAACAUGUAUUCUCUCUGUCUCUGUCUCUUAAUUUCAGCUAAACUUGCAACAAUAUCUAUCUGAGUUUCUGUAUCUUCGGUGAGAAUUUGUACGUUCUGUAUAUAUAUUUUUCUUCUUUGUUUAUCUCAAGUUAGGUAACCGGUAAUUGAUACAAGAACGACAGAGAAAAAAGAAAGUGUUGAAACAGGGUAUAAUCUUAUCGUAAACUACUUCUGUGAAUGGAUGAAGAGUGGAGAUUUGGCCAUCGGCAGAGCUUCAACAUGGCGGUGUUUAUGGCGGUGUUAUUGCUGUUUCUUCAGAAUCUGAGUCUUUGUUCGUCUCUGAACAGCGAAGGUUUGGCACUGUUGAGAUUUCGAGAGAGAGUGGUGAGAGACCCUUUUGGGGCGUUAUCAAAGUGGGAUGAUAGUGGUACCGAUAUUGAUCCUUGUUCGUGGUUCGGUGUUGAGUGCUCAAAUGGAAAAGUAGUCUUCUUAAAUUUAAGAGAUCUUUGCCUCGGAGGGACACUGGCACCUGAACUUGGAAAACUUCCGAAAUUAAAAUCUAUUAUUCUUCGCAACAAUUCAUUUUUUGGAACCAUUCCUAAAGAGAUUGGAGAACUGAAGGAGUUGGAAGUGUUGGAUUUGGGAUAUAAUAACUUUAGUGGGACGUUUCCUUCUGAUUUUGGCAAUAAGCUGUCUCUGACUACCCUUUUACUGGACAACAACCAAUACCUUGGUGGCAUAUCUCCCGAACUAUAUGAGCUUAAGACAAUUUCUGAGUUUCAGGUGGAAGAGAAACAGAUAACCAAUGCUGCUUUAAGAGCAUCUUAUGGCAGAAAAUUAUUAUUUUCAUGGAAAAGUAUCCGAUCUGGAGAUAUUGCUUACAGGAGGCUGCUGCAGCGACUAGCAAGUUUAGAUCAUUCAACAGCCCCUACACCGUCACAACCUCCAUCACUUUCUCCUUCACCGCCUCCUGCAGAUCCUACAUUUUCUUCUCCAUCUCCAUCUCCUGCACCUAUGGUAGCACCACCUCCUGUAUAUCCACCAAAUGUUGUUGCAAAACCACCUCAAUGGCCUGCGUCUCCAACGCCUUCUCCUGCUUUGACUCCAAGCCUGGCAGGGACUGAUUCCAAGUCAAAGCAUCAUAUAGUUCUAAUUUUGGCUGGAAUUGUUGGAGGCUCAUUCUUAACUCUGUUUUUGGCUAUUGGCAUUAUCUUCUCCAGAACCAGUAAGGUGGUUACUGUCAAACCUUGGGUAACAGGGUUAAGUGGGCAGCUUCAGAAAGCAUUUGUAACAGGUGUACCUAAACUUAAGCGAGCAGAACUUGAAGCAGCAUGUGAAGACUUCAGUAACAUAAUUGGCUCUUAUUCAGAUGGUACUGUGUAUAAGGGAACUUUAUCAAGUGGGGUUGAAAUAGCUGUAACAUCUACUUCUGUCAAAUCUCGUGCAGAUUGGUCAAAGAGUUUAGAAUCACAAUUCAGAAAGAAGAUAGACACGUUAUCAAAAGUAAACCACAAAAAUUUUGUGAACCUUAUUGGGUUCUGUGUAGAAGAUAAACCUUUCACAAGAAUGAUGGUUUUCGAGUAUGCUCCAAAUGGAACACUCUUUGAGCACCUUCACAUACAAGAAGCGGAGCAUCUGGACUGGGGAAUGAGGCUACGCAUAGCUAUGGGCAUGGCCUACUGCCUUGAGCAUAUGCAUCAGUUAACACCACCCAUUGCUCAUAGAAAACUGCAAUCUUCCUCCAUAUACCUGACCGAAGAUUAUGCGGCCAAAGUAUCAGACUUCAGUUGCUGGAAUAACACAACUGCAGCUAAGAAUGGAUCAGCUUCGAUGGAACCUUUAGAAACCUCAGAAAAUGAUCUAGAAAGCAAUGUCUACAACUUCGGAGUUAUUUUGUUUGAAAUGAUAACUGGUAGGAUCCCAUACGUGGUGGACAACAGCCCUCUUGAGGACUGGGCAUCAGCGUAUCUGAGAAUGGAACAACCAUUAAAAGAAAUGGUGGAUCCAACUCUAAAAUCUUUCCAGGAGAGUAAGCUUGAGAAAUUGCUUGGAGUUAUCAAGGACUGUGUCCACCCUGAUCCUAAACAGAGACCACCAAUGAGAAUAAUUGCAGCUAAGUUAAAAGAGAUAACAGCAGUGGGACCUGAUGGAGCAAUACCAAAAUUAUCUCCUCUCUGGUGGGCAGAACUAGAAAUUAUGUCCACUGAAGCAAGUUCAUAAGUGAAAUUUGGCCUUACAUAAAUUUAAAAUGAUCUUGACCUUUUCUUUUCCCUGCUUCUGUUGUUGGCCCCAGAAGCAGUGGUAUGUAGAGUAGAUGUUACUCUUGUCUUAUACAAGGUAGAGGAUAGAUUUUUGUAAAUAACUGAGAGAGACCUGCUGGCUUUUGUUUGCUUUCUUCCUCGUUAUCGAAAUUGAUUGUAUAAAUUUCUGCAUAUAGUGUAUGAUUAUGACAUCAAUAAAUUUGAAUUUAUUUUUUCUUUUCUUUA
Molecule: messenger RNA, 2505 nt
Organism: Pistacia vera
Lineage: Eukaryota; Viridiplantae; Streptophyta; Magnoliopsida; Sapindales; Anacardiaceae
Product: probable inactive receptor-like protein kinase At3g56050
Exons: 9
Coding region: 257-2239 (660 amino acids)
Biological process (GO): protein phosphorylation
Molecular function (GO): ATP binding; protein kinase activity; protein binding
Source: RefSeq, a predicted model, not a curated record